This is a messenger RNA of Adineta steineri, 366 nucleotides long. The record is from the annotation of a GenBank genome assembly. Lineage: Eukaryota; Metazoa; Rotifera; Eurotatoria; Adinetida; Adinetidae.
AUGACUACUACUCGUUUAACUCCAUAUGAAAAAUUACCACGUAUUGGAAGUUCACAUGAAUAUAUUCCCCGUCCACCACCAACACGUCAUUUAACAAAAAAUCCUCGAUCAAAACAAAUUGUCAAACAAGAAAAAAUCUUAAUUGCUAUUCGUUUAAGUGAUGGAAGACGUUUACAAAAAGAAUUUUGUUCAACUGAUAAAAUAUCUGAUAUUAUUAAAUAUAUUAAAACACAACAAAUGAAUUUAUCUGAUGAGAUUUAUCUUAGUAGUGGUGAUGUUCCAAAAAGACAAUUUAAAGAUUUAAAUUUAACACUUUUACAAGCUAAUAUUCAAACACAUACUGUUCUUUUUGUUGAUAGAUAUUAA